Messenger RNA from Danio rerio (zebrafish), 3436 nucleotides. The record is from RefSeq and is a predicted model, not a curated record. NCBI's taxonomy places the organism in Eukaryota, Metazoa, Chordata, Actinopteri, Cypriniformes, Danionidae.
CAUUAAAAGUGGACAGAGCAGAGAUCAAGGUCCUUUAAUGUCAUUCACAAUCGCAAAUAAACACAGAACACUUGUGAAACAAAAUAUGGAAACUGUUAAAUAACAGUUAUUUUUACAGUGUUAUUGUGUUUGUAUUUAAAAAAUGCACAACCCCAAAGGUUACUACUUUUGCAGUCAUCAUGGUAAGGUUUGUCUGACAUUAAAAGCUGUAUUUGAGUUUCUCUACCAGUUGAGCAUUGAACUGGAGGCUCAGUUUCGUUUUCCCUUUCACUAUGUGAACUUUCACAUUACUGUUAAGUCACACCCUUUACAGAAGACCUGCCUUCAGUAAUCUAAAUAACCAGGAAACUAUUCUAACUCCAUAGCUGAAAACUUCUCACUUGUCUUCCUAUUUUUUGAAAUGGCAGAAGCCAGUAUUUCAGUGGAACAUGAUCAGUUCAGCUGUUCAGUUUGUCUAGAUCUACUAAAGGAUCCAGUAACCAUUAACUGUGGACACAGUUACUGUAUGAGCUGCCUUACAGAUUGCUGGAAUAAGGAGGAUCAGAAAGGGGUUUACAGCUGCCCGCAGUGCAGAAAAACCUUCACCCCAAGACCUGCGUUGGGUAAAAACAUCAUUCUGGCGGAAAUGGUGGAGAAAAUGAAGAAAAUCUCAGCUGUUGUUCCAGCUGGAUCUGGAGAUAUGCAGUGCGACGUCUGCACUGGAAGAAAAAACAAAGCCGUCAAGUCCUGUCUGGUGUGUAUAGAAUCCUACUGUCAGAUUCAUUUCAAUCGUCAUGAAGAAUUUCGCUCAGGAAAACCACACAAAGUGAUUGAUGCCACUCGACGAAUCAAGCAGAUGAUCUGUCCUCAACAUGGGAAACAAGUGGAAAUCUACUGCCACACUGACAAGACCUGUAUUUGUUGCCUGUGUGCAAUGGGUAAACACAAAAACCACAGGAUGGUAACAGCCACAACAGAGAAGACAAUCAAGCAGAAAAAUCUAGAACAAACACAAAGAACCUUCAAGCAUAGAAUCCAGCAGAAAGAGAAAGAUCUUCAGGAGCUGAGAGAGGUUGUGAAAAGUCAUAAGCGAUCCACACAGGCAACAAUAAAGAACAGUGAGAUGAUCUUUACUAAACUGAUCUGCUUCAUUGAAAGAAGCCGCUCUCAGAUGACACAGGUGAUCAGAUCUCGCGAAAACGCCGUAGUGUCUAAGGCUGAAAGACUCAUGGAGCAAAUGAAGCAGGAGAUUGAUGAGCUGAAGAGACAAGAUGCUGAAAUGCAGCAGCUUUUACAAACAGAGCAUCAUAUUCUUUUCCUUCAGAGCUUCCGCUCUUUCUUUCUUCCCCCUGAAUCUACAGAUUCUUUCAAGCUUGCCGUCAAUACUUACAUCUGCUAUGACGAUAUUAGAAAAUCUGUCUCUCUCCUACAAAAGAAACUUGAGGAUUUCUGCACAGAGACGAUAAGCAAAAUAUCUGGUAAAGUGAGAUUUAUUGGGGUCAAUUUCACAUCUGAUGAGGAUGAAGAUGAGGAGGAUGAGGAUGAAGACGAGGAAGAGGAUGAUGAUGAAGACGAGGAGGAUGAAGAUGAUAAUGAAGACGAGGAGGAUGAAGAUGAGGAGGAUGAAGACGAGGAAGAGGAUGAUGAUGAAGACGAGGAGGAGGAUGAUGAGGAAGAGGAGGACGACACGUCAAAGCCUAAAUUCUUUACAGCAUCACAGUCCAGAAGUUAUAAACAAACAUGGACACAUCAAGCCUUCUCAACAUCAGAGUCAAAAUCGAGGAGCUUCAGAGAAUCAGGGUCAAAACCUGGACCCUUCCCUAAAAGGGAGUUAAAAUCUAGGAGCUUCAGGGAACCAGAGUUGCAAUCUAGACCCUCGUCAAUAACAGAAACGGGGUCCAGGGGUUUGAUAAAACCACGGUUUGGCUCUAUACCGUCCAAACUGUCACGUGACAGAUACUACACACAGAAAGACUAAAGGCUAAGAACAUCCUCAGUAAAAAAAAUAAAUAAAUAAAAAAAACCUACCUAGUUUUUAGCUCUGUAUACCAUAAGACUAUGUGGAAGGGCAAAGAGCUUUUGAUUCUAGGGGUAAUUUAUAAACUAUAGAUGAGCAUAUGAAAACCGUUUUCAUAUAGGCCUCAUUCCUACUAGAUAUUAAAAAAAGCAGUGUUUCUCAACCAAGUUCCCGGAGGACCACCAGCUCUGCACAUUAUCCCCUUAACCAACCACACCUGAUUCAUAUAAUCAGUUCAUUAGCAGAGACUGAAAGACCUGUAAUGGGUGUGACAGACAAAGGGAACAUCCAAACCAUGCAGUGUUGGUGGUCCUCCAGGAACUUGGUUGAGAAAGUACUCAAAGAGUAAACCAUAUUAUCUGAACUAAUGAUACUGUAUUGUUGCUUGCCAUAGUCUUGAUGCAUUAUGGGAAGAAAUAUCAGUGAUCAAUAUGUUUCUGUGUUUUAAAUGUUUGGUAACUAUUUAAAAAAUAAUUACAUACAAAUAGAAACAUCUAGUAGAAUUUUGAAGUAUACAUGAAUUUUAUGUCUAUAUAGUGAAAUUUUAGAGGUAAUUUCAAAGCCUAUCAACUAUCUGGAUAUCCCACCUCAGGAUGGUAUGCGUUUUGGUAUUUUGUGUCAAAGUAUUUUGUGGUAUACAGGUACAAUUAUUAGCUUAGCACAUAAAUGCUAAUCAAAAUACAUUUUAAAUUCACUGUUUACUUCAGUACUUACUUGAAAAAUAAUGGUAUUUCAUUUAACCGUACAUAGUAAAAAAUAUCCUGAAGCGAAAGUGCUUGAACAGAUCUGAAAAAGUAGAGAUAUUCAUGCUUGAUUUUCACAGCUCAUAAAGGAUAGAGAGUAAAACAGGAUUCUCAGAGAGGAUUGUGCUCAAUCAGCAAGUACUGCAUUUUCCUAAGAAAUGUUGUCGGGAAAAAACUGUGUAACUGCUGCUUAUGCCAAGGUAAUGGAAUUGUACAGGACCUGUGGGGAAAGCAAGAUCAACAACAAGCUAUGAAAAUUGAGUUUUUAUGCUAUACACUUAAGUUAAUCUAAAGAUUGUAUUCCAGUCACGUGCUGCAGUGCAUUUCAGUAAGUAAGGGAUUUAAAGGCAUUACAUGACAACAAUGUGUUAAAAAUAUUACAUUUACCCAAGACUACUAACUUACUGAGUAUUUUCUUUGUUGUUGAAGUUUUGCGAUCCAAUGACAGCAUUGCCAAAACAUAUCCUGUUACACACAGAUCCACGAAAACAACUAAAAUGCUGUAUCAUGCAUGUCAUGCCAGUAGAUGGCGAUGUCAGUUUAUAAAGAAACAGCACGAAUGGUCCUGCAUCGUGGUGCCAUUGUUGUUUUUGUAGUCUUUGUGGAUGAUUUUUCAAAAGGCAACAUUACAAUUUUCAAUUUGCUCUUUACCAAAAUGCAGAAUAUAUGUAAAUUAAUAAAUGCAUUGUUAACAAGU